CUCAGUAUUCUUAUUUUUUGGCCAAUUUCAGGCUCAAAAUGUUCUUAUUUCGUUCUUAUUUUACACACUUUUCAAACAUUGAAAAUUAUUAUUGUACAGCAGUAUACUGUACUGUACUGAGAGGUGAAAGCGGCCCUGCAAAAAAAUGGCCCCUGAAUGAAAGGCCCAGCAAAAAAUGGCCCCACAAAAAGUGGACUGUAUUAUAGAGGGUAUUACAUAGUCACACCUAAUGCACAUAAGGUACAGAUAUCAUUUUUUGGUUUUUCUAGUUUGACAUUCUACCUCAGCCUCAAUUUUUAAGCAAUGUCAGCCUCAGUGUUCUUAUAAAAUGUGUUCUUAUAAAAAAAAAAAGUGUAAUGCACUUUAUCCUGAUUAUGAUAAAAAGUUUAAGUUUUCGGUGCCCUGAUGGUCAAAUUUGUGUUGGUUUAAGUUGGUAAUAUAACUUUCACUUUCAGUACUAAAACAAUAAUAGUAGCACAAAGAAGAGAAAGUCAUGAAAUUACAGUCCUUUUUUUGGGAAAAUAAUGACAUACCAGCCACCAACAGUGAUGUUUAAAUCAUAGUGGAGGUUAACAUGAAAUUCUCGGAAACAUUGACAAUGAAACUGUGAAAACAAUGUUAAUAACUCGGCCUGGGUUUUCGGUCAAUUUUUGAAAAUAUAAUGCUAUCAAAAGGUGUAAAUUACCUAUGAGAUAUGUAAAAUGAAACGGCUGGUUUGACACGGAAUGUAUGGAUCUAAAAAUACAGACCAAGCAAUGCUUUAUUAUAUUGGGACUUAAUGUGACUCAAACGCGAAGAAAUUACUUUAAAAAAAAAAAACGAUAGUAAAUUUGUCUAUAAAAUAUUUUUCAAUAUGCAAUUUCGGAUGAUUUUUGUUUUAUAAGUAGUUAUUAAUGAUAUGAUGUUUAACAUUCUUCAUUUCGUCUUUGCUUUUCAGUUAUAAUGAUAUAAGGUGUAUUUCAGCCAAAUGGUAGUCAAAAAUAAAAUUAUCGUAAUAUGUUAUUUUGUUUGUUUGUUUAUUAUUUAUUGCACUCACUACAUUGUCAUAUACAGUGUACAAGAAAUGAGAGGAAGAGGAUGAGCCUAUAAGCUAGAAAGCUUGUUUCCAUAGGGAUCCUCGAAAUAUAAAAAGAGAAAAAUACAUACAAAUCUUAAGUAUUUAUUCAGAUGUAAUAAGUUUGGAAAAGUUACGGUAGCAUCUCUAAGUACAUGGAGCCAUAUUUUUAUCGUUAAAAUUUUAUACGGUACUUUUUAAAAAUUAAGUAAGACUAUUAGGUCCAGUACAAGUGCUGGCUAUGACGAUAUAAAACCAGAUGUUAUGAAACACGCAAGUAUGCACAUUGCAGCCCCACUUGCUCAUAUCUUUAAUUUGUAGUUAACUUCUGGUUUUGUACCAAUCCAGCUUAAAAUAGCUAAAGUCGUUCCGAUUUUCAAAAGUGGAAAUAAACAUGAUUCGUCUUAACUACAGACCAAUUUCGGUUUUACCAGCUAUAUCUAAAAUUCUCGAGAAUUAUUCACAAGAGAUUAUACAGUUUUAUUUCUCGUUUUAAUUUGAUACAUAAAUCUCAAUAUAGCUUUCGUUCAAAAUAUUCAGUUAUGGCAAUCCUAGAGGUUAUUGGUAGCGUUCCCUCGCUGUCAACAAUCGAGCUUUCGAAAUGGGCGACGCGGGGAGCUGCGACGGGAAUUCAGUCAACCAUGAACGUCGUACUUUGCACAUCCCAUCUCAACAUCAAAGCUGUUUCGUAGUCAACACAACGCCAACUUCCCCAUGUAUUCGCAUGCGCAGUACGGUUUCACGCUCCACUGUCCGUCGUAGAACGCCGUGUCGUCCAAAUCGAAAGCUGCCCACCGUGAAGUCAUGGUGAAGGCUAGUUACGAUUUAGUGGCACAUCGAUUGAGUAUUUUCAUUCAUCUUGCCAUGUAAGCAAAGAAUUAUUACGACAAAAGACAAAGGGACCGUCGCACACGAUCGGUCCCUAAAUUAAUUUCCGUAGUAAAAAUACUUAAAAAGUGGCCAACAAGCCAAGAAAAAGAAUUUCCAAGGAGUUUUCGGUGCACGGAGCGAGGUAAUUUCAAUCCGCAACUAGAAAAUCGGUCCCGUUAUGUAUCCACACGAGGAAAUGCAAUAGGUUGAAAUUAUUACGCCGACCGAGUGACACCCAUUGGGGUGUACCUACGCCCAUUGACACAAAGAGUUUUUCCGCUGAUGUCGGAAAAUUUAUUUUUGGCAGUUGCGUCCCCGGUGACAUCAUGAUGGCAUGGUGAAAGCUGGUUACAAUUUGGUGGUACAUCGAUUGAGUAUUUUCAUUCAUCUGGCCAUGUAAGUCAGUGGCGUAUCUAGAUGUCUUGAAAUAGGGGCUAGUGGGGAUGGGGGCUCGAUGAUCAGUUUAGGGGCGCUAAUUCAAAAAAUAAGGUGAUUUUAAACUACUUGACCGUGAUUUGAAACCAGUGUCAGUAUAAUCUUAGGUAAGCAUGCGGUUAACAUAAACAAAAAUUUAUUCCAAUGAAACUGUUUAUUAUCUUGAUAAUUUCAGACGAAAAUUCACCCUACCUGCGUCAUCACGGCGUUCUGGGCUAUCAUUUUUUUUCCACGGGAGAAACAAAUAUACCCUACGGGCAGCAGACGCCUUACAAGCGGAUAGGCCAACAGACCAAUUUUAUCCAUGGGGAACCAAUUUUAGCUGCUAAAAUCGACCCGGUGGACCGAUUUUAGCGGGCAAAAGUAGUCCGGCGGACCGACUUUGGUGGCCCGGACUAAUUUUGGCGUGACAGGCCUGUAGUACAAUCAGUGUAAAAAUGAUACAGGCUAGUGUGGAUUCAAAUAAAGUCCUAAUGGUAAUGUUCAAAAUAAAAGUCAAUGAAUGUAAGUAUGAUUGUUGAAAAAAAUGGUCAAAAUUUUAUUUUUAUUUCUCACUGACCUUCGCCUGGGCGAACUGGUCGAUGGUCUGGAUCAGCGCCUGACAAGUCAACUCGGUCAAAAUUCAACUCGGCCACAGUCAACUCGGCCCCAGUCAUCAAAGGUUGUACCUCUGGACCGCAUUUGUCUUCUUGUUUUUCCUCAAUUUGAUUGUAGACUUCCACAAUGUCAACUCCUUUUCAACACGAUAGCCUCAUGGCCUUGGAUUAUCACACGAUUGUACACCCUGCCCCUCGUUUGUAAUCCUUGUCGAUUCACGCCUAAAUUAUUAUAGGAACAAUAGUCUUUGCAUUGCACUAUUAUUCUAAAGGUUUUCUUUUUUGUAUGUGUCCGAUGCAGGCCUACAGAACAUUUGAUUAACUUAGGUUCAGCAAGUCAAAAUGAUUGAGGAAAUUGACACAACAGGUCCCGCUUAUAGGAAAAAGUACACUUGUAGAAUGAUGUCACAGUCUGUAAACAGACUGACAGACAAGAAUGAAAUGGUAACUGGUGUUAGCAGGAAACACCGUGAAUAUCUAACCCACAUAGAACGACUUGAAAAUCUACAUCAUGCUAGCAACAGGAACAGGAAUCGCACUAACUUCACGAACAAGUUGGAAAAUUUUCGACUGAGUAAGAAAAACAAACAGCUUGAUAGUAAAGAACUUCAUCAAAUGAGGGCGUUUUUUAAAACAAAGCACGAUCUGAAGUUUAACUUGGUGGAUAUUGCAAAAACUAAGCGACGAUUGAACGGUAGUGAAACGGUAUUUGAGCGCCAUCUAAGAAACGGCUCCAAUGAACCAGUUUUUCAAAUGGAAUAUAACCGUCUGCGACAUAAGGAACAGGAACUUCAGCUAUUAAAAGAUCGCCUGGAAGCGCCAAAUUCGCAAAUUCUUGCCAAGCGUGUUAUAGAUGAACUACGAAAUAUUGAUUUAAGAAGUAUGAAAUCAGAUGAAUUUAGAAUGGCGAAAUUUAAUCUGCUGCCACCAAUCGCCAAAAAUGACGAUGUAGAGAAAAGUGACGUCACAAUAGUUGCAGAGAGUAAUUCAACUGAAAUUGAAGGUAAUCAAGAGGUCCAAUCAACGGAAAGAAUCAUUUCAGGGUCUUACCAAUAUAUCGAUACAUCAGAAGUUGCUGGAAAGAAAUCAAAAUAUGAGAUCGUGUUAAACAACCGUUCAAUCGAAACGACAGGAACAAAGCAUGCGCGUAAUAUCAAAUCAAACCGAAAACGAUUUUCCAAAGACGUGGGUCUUCCGAAUAUAAACUCACGACGGCCAAUCGAAGGUCAAUCAACUCACAAUGAAACAAAUGACCUCUCACAGUGUAAUAGUAAAUUAGUUGAAAAUACGGAUAAAAAUACAACAAUGGAAAUAGUACGCCGAGAGAAGGAAACUGAAGAAAGACUUGCUGAUUUAAAAGAGGGGACAAAAUACGACAUUCAAAAGAGACGCACGUCCAGUUUAAUAGGUCUACUUGAACCACGUGACUCCCUUAAAACAUUAAAAUGUUUUGAAACGAUUUCGAAGAUGCAUCUAAAAAACUCAAGUUCUAAUAUUCUUGAUAGACCGACUCCAAAAAUUCAAAAGAAAAGAACUACGAAAAAAGAAACACAACGUCGUUCGUCUGAUGUAUGCAGCCUACCGCCCCUGAAAUUGAACACCAAUUUAGUUCGAGAACUUAAGCACCAGAGAAUAAGACACAAAAAAGAAUCAGAAGGACUGCCAAAGCUUCCAUGAGGGGUAUUUUAAGAAAUUACAUAAAGCCUGAUUACCUUAAAAUCACUGCACUGUCGCUACAGUGUUUUCAAUGUAAUCGUUGUACCGUGGAGCAGUCUCCGACACACUCGGGAAUUCCGAUUUGACCGACCAAGCUGCAUCACGGAAAGCUGGCGAUAGCGUGUACCGAUUGUAUGGAAAACAAUCUUAUUAAAAAAUUGAGCGUAUUUUAUAAAACGUCGAGAGUGAGUGUUCAGUAGAAAUUUACAAAUUGCCAAAUCAACUACAAUCAACACCAUUUUGAUAGGGCUAUUACUAUAAUACUUCUUAACAUUCAUUAAAAUGGACUUAAGGAUUAUUAUUAUUGUUAUUAUUAUUAUUAUUAUUGAUAGUUAUGUUGGCAUGACAUGGGUGUGUGCGUGAGAAAUGAUUGUAACUAGGCCUAUAUUGUAUAUCAAUUUACGAAAGCAAUAGGGCCUAAGUCUUCCACGUAGGUUGUUCCAUGUGGUACGAUACCGCUAAAUUUUGUAUUAUUUUAUUGCAAUUUCCUGCCAAUUAAUCAUUAUUUUAAAUACGUAAAUAGAACAACAGCAUUAAACAUUAUUUAAUCUAAACAUUGUAUCAUUUCAUCAUAAAUUCUAAAAUAUAAUGUAAUGAAACUUGAAAUAUUACAAGAAAGCAAACAUUAAAUACUGGCAACAGAGGUCUUAAUAGAUAGGCCUCCAAGGGGUCAUUUAUAAUUUUCAACAUUUCUAAGAGUACAAAACUCUUUUCUGUGACCCCCACCCACACCUCCUUCCCCUGGAAAGGCACACAAUACAAUAUUGACCUUUUUUUUAUUUGAGACAAUCAGUUUAUCUUUUUCACAAAAUAUUACAUAAUAGGCCUAUGCCUACGCUUUUAACACCUCCACCCCAUCUACAAGAAAUCGUAUGUUUUGUUCUCUUUUGAAAAUCGACAUGCUAAUCAGCCCGCCCACCCAUUUCAAGACUUCUAGAUACGCCACUGCUCUCGAAUAAUUGCCGCGGCGCUUAAUCGAGAGUAUUACCCUGCGUGUGAUGACACUUUGACAAACAGGGUUUUAAAUACAAUGUUGUGAACAUAAAAUAACAAAAUGAAGACGCAAGCAUUUCUUUAUAAACGUUAAAUUACGGUGACGUAGGACCUAUGAUAUGCCAACUGAACUACGGGAAUACGUGAGAUAGGCCUAGGUAACAUGACAACAGGCAUGGAAAGCGCCACUCCAAUAUUUUUGUUAUAUAAGCGCCGCUCUCGAAUCGUCUCUGAAGCCCCCAGAAAUGUUAUAAGUGCCGUGGCGCUUAUUCGAGCAUUUACUGUAGUCGACAAUGAUUAACUUAGAAGUCAAACUAGCAAACCUCCAUUUUAGAGUAUACUAAUUUUAGAUAUGGUUUAAAAUAAUUUCUGUAUUUAUUUAUUUUUGCAUUGACAUUCAAUUCAAUAAGCUCAAUCAUUAUUAUUAUUAUUAUCUAAUUAUUUAUUAAUUCAGCAAAGAAUGUUAGGCGCUGCGGUUGCGUUUCAGGUUUUCAAGCUUACGCAAGUAUUUUGAGUAUCUAUUGGAUCCAAAACGGCUCGCAAUCUAGCUCGAAAUGUUAUGGAAGUCUUCCCCAGGGAACAGAAGAUGCGUUCCAAAGAGAUUUGAUUAAGUGACAAUGUGAAGCGCUUAGGGCAGUUUAAGUGUGCUACUGUAUAUUAUAUAUAGCGCAGUAUUAUUAUUAUUAUUAUGAAUUAAUAUGUAAGGUGCCGACGAUAUUAGUCGUAAUUUAUGUCGUGCUUUUCAAUGUUAUUAGAGUGAAUGAAUCAAUAAAUAAUAUGUAGGGCCUAUAUAUAGAGUUGCUAUCAUGCGAUGAUGUGCUUAUCGACGUAUUUAAUAUAUAUCACUUAACUAUUUUGGGAAAAAGAAUAUAAUAAUAUUAUGAGAGGAGUAGCCUGACAGGAUAGAGAACACAAAUGUUUGUCCCGGAUAUUAUGUGUAUGUCUUAGUGGGGGAGGUUAAGUUAGCAUGCGUGUAUAUUGCACAUACAUGUUCUGUGUUCACAUAGUUGCUGUAAUCGUUACGCAACAUUAAGCAUUUUUUGUUUCAAAUGUAGUGAGAGUUAGCUAGGCUACACGUCAUUUAUUAUAUUUAAGAAAUAACAUGUAGGCCUAAACAUAAUUUAUUCGUGGUAAUUUCAAAGUGAAUUGAUCGAGAAAAAUAAGAAUACAAUAAAUUGAGAAACAAGUAUUUUGUAAGUUUCUUAAAACUUAUCAUGACCCCCAUUCACACGAUAAUCUUGUAUCAUUUAGAAUUUUUAAUUACUUUUGUAAUUUGUAAUUUGAUUAUGAUUAUUAUUGUAUGUACCGGUAUAUAUUUUUAUCGUGUGAUAAAAUAAAUGAAAUGAAACGAAACGAAACAAUAAAAACUUUAUUAAGUUAAUGAUUCUUUGGUGUUUAGGAAUAAAAUACGAUUAUUUAAAAUUUCAAACAAAUCAGACAACUAGGCCUAGAUGAUAUAUGUGAGAUUAAAAUUACUGAUAAAGUAAAGAGUAUCUCAACAGAUAGUUUCCACCCCAUAAACGCAUCUUUUAUACUUGGCUACCCUCUGGUCGGUUAAAAUCACAAAACUGUAGAACAGAUAGAUAACACAACUCAUUUGUACCACUCAUUAGAGUUUUUAAUAAAAUAUCAAAUAAA
This is a messenger RNA of Anneissia japonica, 7302 nucleotides long. RefSeq lists its product as uncharacterized. The transcript is spliced from 2 exons. The record is from RefSeq and is a predicted model, not a curated record. Bases 3298 to 4632 code for a protein of 444 amino acids. NCBI's taxonomy places the organism in Eukaryota, Metazoa, Echinodermata, Crinoidea, Comatulida, Comatulidae.